AUGGAUACCAGGCGGAAGUCAAUGGACAAGAUCGAGUCGUCAAUCAGUCAGUUAUGUAACCGGAUUGACUCGCUAGAGACAGAUGUAACCAUUCUGAAGACGACAACAAAGAGCAUUGAAGAAGCGGCUGUCUUUCGAGACAAAGAGCACGAGGAAGUGAAGAAAGCUGUAAAGUCACUUACAAAGGACGUAAAUGUGAUCAAGCAACAGCUGAGUGAAGUGAAAGGUCGUCGAGCUGGCCAGUCAGAAGAAGUACGUGAGCUAAAAGAACAGCUUUUAGAUGUGCAGUCACGCUCCAUGCGAGAUAAUCUCAUCUUCACAGGAAUUGAAGAAAAACCUGAGGAAGACUGUGAAGAGGUUCUACACGAGUUUAUAAGGACCAAGUUACGAUGCGAGAGAGGAGUGAAGUUCGAACGAGUCCAACACUUUCCUAAUCGGACUAGACCCAGACCUAUCGUGGCAAAGUUCACAGAAUUCAAAGACCGAGAGAUCAUACGACAAUCAGCCUACAAACACCUCAAAGGGACGUCGUGCUACAUCAACGAACAGUUCCCUAAGGAGAUAGAAGACAGGAGAAAACAACUUUACCCUGUACGGAGAGAGGCAGCAAGGUCAGGUGACAAAGUGAGACUCGUAGUGGACAAGUUGUACAUUGGAGACAAACCCUAA
Messenger RNA from Haliotis rubra (blacklip abalone), 669 nucleotides. RefSeq lists its product as uncharacterized. The record is from RefSeq and is a predicted model, not a curated record. NCBI's taxonomy places the organism in Eukaryota, Metazoa, Mollusca, Gastropoda, Lepetellida, Haliotidae. The transcript has a single exon. The coding region runs from base 1 to 669 and encodes 222 amino acids.